CACACCAAUCUCACAGAUAAAAGGAAAAAAGGAAAGGCCUUCGGUAUGAAAGUCACAAGCAUCGCGAUCUUGUUUUGGCCCUUCUCCAUGCUAUUAUUAUCAGACAAAAGCCAGACUUCUAAAACUGAAGUCAAAUGUAAUUUCACACAAAAGAAUUAUUCUUUAAUUCCAGCGGAUAUCAGUCACAAUGUUACUAUUCUUGACCUCAGUUGUAACCAAAUUACUCUGAAUAUUACAGACACACAGGUACUACAGAUGUACUUUUUACUCACUGAGCUCUAUUUGACUAAGAACAACAUCAGUACCUUACACAGUAGAAGUUUCAGUAACCUCUCCAAUCUAGAAAUCUUAAAUAUCUGUAAAAACUCCAUCAGUGUGAUUCAACAAAAUGCAUUUGUAGGCUUACAUAAACUAAAAUACUUACACCUCUGCCAAAACAAAAUAUUACAACUGGAUCCUGACAUAUUUGCACCUCUAAACAACCUGAAACUUCUGAAUCUGCAAGGAAAUUUGUUACACUACUUUGAAGAACCACAACUAUUUCAUCUGGAAAUAAUAAUUUUAUAUGGAAAUCCAUGGAACUGUUCUUGUAGUCUAUUCAAUUUGCAGAACUGGCUGAACACAUCAGAUGUGAUACUCGAAAAUGAGAAUAUUACCAUGUGUAACUACCCAGAAAUCCUGAAGCACUACAGUAUCAAAACAGUACCCUACACUGCAGAAUGUCACUCAAAAUUUACUUUACCUAUAACUGAAGAUCUUUAUAUUAAUUUUCAAUCCAUUGACAACUCAACUUUUAAUAGCUCUCUAAGCAACUUAACAAAUUCAGAACACGAACCUCUUGGAAAAAGUUGGGCUUUUCUUGUUGGUGUUGUUGUCACUGUCCUGUUGACUUCGCUCCUCAUUUUUAUUGCUAUCAAAUGCCCGAUGUGGUAUAAUUUUCUACUUAGCUAUAAUCACCAUCGCCUGGAAGAGCAUGAAGCUGAAGCUUGUGAAGAUAGCUUUACGGGAAAUACAAAUUCUCUCUCACAAAUACCAGACAUAAACUCUGAAGACACUACAGUAAUAUUUGAAAAGUUACAAUCAUUUGUGGUAGAUGAUGAUGGGUUUAUUGAAGAUAAAUAUAUAGAUACCCAUGAACUAUGUGAAGAAAAUUAAUUUCUUUCAAUGUUUGACAUCUCAAAAAAUAUUAUCAGUCCACUUACAGCUUAGACAUAGAGAGUUUGAAACGUGACCUAUCAAAUUUUGUAUUAACUAGUACAAUAUCGAUGGAGAUGAAAAAUUAUGUUUUUCUUAUUGCAUUGAGAAGGUAGAUCCAAAUGCAGUAACUGACAAUGCUAGCUAAAAUUACAUAGUUAAUGUACAAUUCUCCGCAUUUUUCAAGAGACCACAGGGCUAUUAAAAAGAAGGCUUAAAUUAUUCAUUAAUAUGAGUAAACUUUCAUACUAACAUAUUUGACAUAAUAUAUAUUAAAUUGUACUAAAGUGCCAAUGAGUGAAGAAAUAAAGGUUUUGGAUAUAUAUCAUGAAUCAAGGUGUAGCAGCAAAAGAAAUCACCAACAGAGUAAAAUAAAAAAUCCACAUAUUGGGAAAAAAUUUUAGCCAACCAUCC
This is a messenger RNA of Chinchilla lanigera (long-tailed chinchilla), 1608 nucleotides long. It is a transcript of the gene Lrrc19, whose product is annotated as leucine rich repeat containing 19. Bases 46 to 1155 code for a protein of 369 amino acids. The record is from RefSeq and is a predicted model, not a curated record. Lineage: Eukaryota; Metazoa; Chordata; Mammalia; Rodentia; Chinchillidae. Gene Ontology annotation, biological process: interleukin-8 production; positive regulation of non-canonical NF-kappaB signal transduction. Gene Ontology annotation, cellular component: plasma membrane. Gene Ontology annotation, molecular function: signaling receptor activity; protein binding. The transcript is spliced from 5 exons.